CGGAUUUAGCAUUCGCGUCGGCCGGACCUCAAGAUGGCACGCCCCAAGCAAGCACCGAAGGGCAAGGGGAAGAGCCGCCAAGGCGACCCCGCGCCCGCCAAGGCCAAGGCCGGGAGACCCAAGACCAGCAUCGCCCAGAAGCUCACUGCGGACCUCGAGCGCCUUCGCGGCCUCGGCAACGGCGACUUGGACGCCGACGAGGCCAAGACCAUGGCCCGCGACCUCAGCGCCGAAGAGCGCUUGACCCACGCGGACGCGCACGUGCGCCUUCUCGUGGCGUCCUGCGCCGCCGAGCUCCUGCGCUUGACCGCGCCCGAGACGCCCUUCGCGUCAGACCAGGCGCUUUACGACGUCUUUGGCCUCGUCAUCCGCGCCUUGAAGGAGUCGACCAAGGACACGGACAUUGCGUGGUUUGGCCUCCUCGAGACGCUGGCGUCGGUCAAGAGCUGCAACCUCAUGGUCGGUUUGCAGCCCGAGUUGCAGGAGACAUCGUCGUCGUCCGACUUGGUCGUCGACCUCUUCCGGGGCUUUUUCGAGCGGCUCCAAGACGACCACUCGCCCAAGGUCGAAGCCAACAUGAUCACCAUCAUGGUGAGCUGUCUCGAAGAAGGCGACGCCGUGAGUCCGGCGAUCCUCGAAGCGCUUUUAGAACCGCUCCUUGAAGUGUCCAAGCCGCGGACGUACCACAUGGCGCAGCAGGUCAUUGAGAAGGCGACGGACGUGCUUCAGACGCACUUGAGCCUCUUCUUCAACAGUGCGCUCGUCGACGUGCGUGGCGCAAGCGAGCACUCGGCGCUCAAGGAGCACAUCCACGCGCUCAUCUACGAAGUACACAAGGUCAACCCGAGCUUGCUCUUGUACGUCCUCCCGAACGUGUGUCUCCAGCUUCAAGUCGACGACCUCGACACGCGCUCGAACGCGAUUGCGCUCAUGGGCCGCCUCUUUGCGUCGUCGCACGCCGACUACGGGGCGCAGUACCUCAAGAACUUUCGCGACUUUCUCGAUCGGUUCCGCGAUGUGAAGAAGGACAUUCGGCUCCAAAUGGUGCAAGUCUGCGCGAUUAUUGCGCAGCGCAAGCCCGACUUGGUGCACCUCAUUGAACCCGAGAUGAUGGGCCGGCUCCAAGACGCCGAGUGGGACGUCCGGCGUCUCGCAAUGAACGAGCUCUGCGACCUCGCGGCCAAAAGCGUAACUAGCGUGAGCGCGGCGUGUCUUCGCCAGAUCGGCGAGCGCAUGAAGGACAAGAAGGUCGUGAUUCGAAAAGAAGCCAUGACGGGCCUGGCCCAGAUCUACUCGGCGCACGUCGCCAAUGGCCUCAGCACUGGCGCCAACGAUGUGACGGCCGCGGCGACCGCGCUCUCGUGGGUGCCCGACUACGUCCUCAAGUGCUUUGCGUACCCGCAGCAAGAGCUCAAGCUGCGCGUUGUGCAGCUGCUCGACGACAUUUUGCUGCCAAAAGCCACGUCCGAGCUCCAUCGUAUGAAGGGCCUCGUCUUUCUCUGGAAGCACCUCGAUUCGAGCGCCAAAGAAGCGCUCAAGCGCAUCUUCCUCGAGCGCGUGCGAAGCCGGGAUGCGAUCGCGACGUUUCUCGACAUCAAGCAGCUCAUGCGACACAAGAAGAACGCGACGGCGACGACGCCCGAAGUCGUCCACAUGAUGGAGUGCUUGAAAGAGCUCCAGCCGCUCCUUCCCGAGACGGACGGCUGGGCUUCCUUAACCGAGAAGCUCGCGCUCUGGAAGGACAUGAAGCUCGUCAAGCACCUCGAACUCCUCUGCGCGCCCACGACCUCGAGCACCGACCUCCGCAAGGCGCGCGAAGACGUGGUCAAGAUGCUUGGCUCCAAGACACCGCUCGGCGAGUGGAUGAAGAACGUGUGCCGGAAGCUUGCGAUGCUCACGAUCAACACCACGAGCCUCGAGUCGCUGCUCUCGAUGUUGCAGCCCACGGAUGCGACGAGCCGGGACACCAAGACGGUCGUCGAUAUCCUCUUGUUUGUCGCGGAACACGCGCCGUUUCUCUUUGAAGCGCACCUCAACACGCUCGAAGCGCUCUUGGACGACGACACGCAAUCCGCGUGCGUCCUCGACAUCCUCAUUGCGUACGGCAAGUACCGCAAGACGCAUGCGACGGCGCGGGCCCCCGACAGCGCGCUCGAAGGCGUCCUCCUCGCCGCCGCGCAAGAGUCGGAGGGCGACGAGAUCGUCCGAAAGAGCGCGCGUGCGCUCGUGCUGCUCUUCCCGCGCGCACCCGCCGUCAAGUCGUGGCUUGUGACACUUGCCAAGGCGUCGACGCACGAGGACACACAGCUGAUUGCGCUGGCGAUUCUGGCCAAGCACGUGUUUGUGCCAACCGAGUGCAAGCCGCUGUGUGCGUUGCUUCUGGCGUCAACGGCGUCCUCCUCGCACGCGAAAAUGAAGAAGAAGGAGCUGCACACGCUGGCGCUGCAGCUGCGCGUGCUAAGCCAUGUGACCGUGUACCAGUUUCCCGACGAUGACGCCAAAGCGCGGUCCGUGCUUGACCUUGUCGCGCCCUUGCUAACGUCGGCGCAUGCGUCAUUGCGGCGCGUCGCUGCGCAGACGAUGCUCGUGCUGAGUCGCACGCCGCUGCUUGAGAGCCAAGUGCGCCUGCCCGAGUGGCAUGCGCUCAGCUACAUGGUCACGGACGAAGACGUGGGCGUUCGGGAGGCAAUUCUCAAGACGCUGACGGCCAAUUUGCUGCGACAUGCGAUCCCGCACCCGCACAAGUACACGGCGAUGCUGGCGCUGACCGUGCACGAGACGCAUCCCGAGCUCAAGAAGACGGCGCGUACGCUCCUAGCGACAGCCGUCAUGCGGCUUCGCAAAGCGUUUGAAGCGCGCGACCAAGACGACGCAAGUAACGACGAGGCAAGCUCGCUCAUGGUGCCCGAGUACACGCUGCCGUUCGUCUUGCACCUUGUCUUGCACCCGCCGAGUGGAUGCGACAAGAUCUUUGACGCGCCAUCGUUGUUGUUGGACGUCCUCGUCUCGAACGUGGCGUCCGAGGCCGACAACAUCUCGUUUUUGCUCCAAAUGCUGCACAAGAUGAGCAUGUGUCAUGACGCGACCGAGCCGACAGCCAACGGACUCUACAAGGUCGUGCAGCAGUGCACGUCGACGCUCCGCGCCAAGAUCAAGAACCAAGUCAACCUCAAGCCGUACCCGGGCCAAAUCUUCCUCCCGAAAGACUUGUUCCAGCCCGGCAAGGCCGAGAACGACACCGACGCCAACGACUCGGAUGCGAGCAACGACGACGACGACAAGGCCAAGCCGACCAAAGUGCAUAAGAAGCGGACGCUCCCGAAAGCCACGAACGCGCCCAAGCCCAAGAAGGCCAAGCCGACGCCUGCCAAGACCAAGGCCUCGGAGGAUGACCCGCCGCCGCGACGCAUGCCGUCCCGCCGUGCCAAGCAAACCGAAACCAAUCUGGCCGACCCCGACAGCGACGUGGACGAGUACGCGGCCGAAGCGCCAGCAUCCUCGAUCCGGGCGUACUUUACGCCAGUGCGGCCCAAAGCCCGUGCCACGAGUCAUGACAGCGACACGGACGAUGGCGAAGAAGAGACCAAGGACGCUGCCAGUGACGGCGAAGAAGAAACCAAGGCCGCCGGCAAUGACGACGAGGAAGAAACCAAGGCCGCCGGCAGUGACGACGACGACGAAGACAUGACGAGCUUCCGCCCUCGCCGCCGCCGGUAACAGGAUCAUUUGCUUGCUUUUUUACUUCAUCACGAAGCUCUACGUGUGUGUCUACGAGCUCGC
Saprolegnia diclina VS20 is the source of this 3780-nucleotide messenger RNA. RefSeq lists its product as hypothetical. NCBI's taxonomy places the organism in Eukaryota, Oomycota, Saprolegniomycetes, Saprolegniales, Saprolegniaceae. Bases 34 to 3717 code for a protein of 1227 amino acids. The transcript has 3 exons. Gene Ontology annotation, cellular component: nucleus; chromatin. Gene Ontology annotation, biological process: DNA repair; mitotic sister chromatid cohesion. The record is from RefSeq and is a predicted model, not a curated record.